This is a messenger RNA of Phyllostomus hastatus (greater spear-nosed bat), 420 nucleotides long. RefSeq names its product small integral membrane protein 23 (gene SMIM23). The record is from RefSeq and is a predicted model, not a curated record. The transcript has 4 exons. NCBI's taxonomy places the organism in Eukaryota, Metazoa, Chordata, Mammalia, Chiroptera, Phyllostomidae. Bases 1 to 420 code for a protein of 139 amino acids.
AUGGCGCCCCGACAGGUGGGGAGCAGGAGCAGAGUGGCAGCCGAGCUGUUUGAACGAAGCGGCGGUCGCUGUGAGGACAAGAAGCAGACCCUGUUGGCGCUGCUGAUCUUGGUGCUGUACAUGGGCGCCGGGAUAUCAGGGAGAAGUUGGGAUGUGUCAGAAAGGAUCAGAGAGUGCAGCUGCCCCCAACAUCCUGUGGCUUCCCAGGGGUUCGAACACCAGGCCAGUGGCCCCAUGAAAGAGCCGAUAAGGGUCAUCAGGACCUGGCUGAAGGAGAACGUGCAAGCUUUCUUGGAAAAGCUGGAGAGCGAGGUGUGCAAGAUGGAGCGGCUGGUGCGGGACCUGGAGGAGUGGCUGGAUCUCCUCCUGGGGGAGGGGCAGCCCCAGGGGCCCUGCUGCACCCACAGGAAUCACUUGUAG